CAGAUUUUACAAGAGACUGGUGGUUGGACCAUUGAUUUAAGAUGAUUAUGGAUGGGGGAGUUGACUUAAGAUGUAUCAAGACUUUGGAAUAGAGUUAUAACUUCUUAUUACAGCCUCUUAUCAGAAGUUAUUUUUUUUAUAAAUAAGGUUAUGAUAAUGAGAGCGAACUUUUUGAGCCUUUCCAUUCCAAAUCUCGUUAUUUGUGAUGUCAGUGUCUUUUUUUUCCGCGUAUACAAUAACCGCUGUAGAGAUGCGACGGAUGGACUGUGGAGAUGUGAUUGAUGGACUAUAGGUUUGUGGCUGUUUGGGUCAGUUGUCUGAGGUUUUCCAGUGAAACGUCAGAUGCACCUCAGCGUUUGGUCACCGACUAUUUCAGAGCCUGUGAUCCUCCCGGCGUCCUGACGUCAAUUUAUAAGGACCCAGCAGUGCCGGGGCGGCAGGCAGAUAACAGGCUGAAGGAAAGAGAAAGAAUAAGAGAGCCGGACCAUGCUGAUCUGAUUUUCCCCAUAAAUUGCUGAGCAUUCUGAGAAUCUGACCACGAGCCUGAUCGGAAAGAAGAGAGGGGGGUCCCAAUCCUGAGAGUGUAUGUGUGUGUGCAGCCAUGGGGAAGGACUACUACAAGACCCUGGGCAUCCCCAAGGGCUCCAACGAGGAGGAGAUCAAGAAGGCCUACCGGCGUAUGGCGCUGCGCUUCCACCCUGACAAGAACAAGGAUGCCAAUGCAGAGGAGAGGUUCAAGGAGAUCGCAGAGGCCUACGAGGUCCUCAGUGACCCCAAGAAGAGGGUCGUCUAUGACCAGCUGGGAGAGGAAGGUUUGAAGACAGGAGGCAGCAGCUCUUCAGGUGCUCCCGGCAGCUCAACGUACCACUAUACCUUCCAUGGAGACCCUCACGCCACCUUCGCCUCCUUCUUUGGUGGCUCCAACCCCUUUGACAUGUUUUUUGGCUCCAACCGCGGCCACAACCGCUCAAACGGCUUCUCCUUCCACAACGACCACAGCAAUGACGCAGAUCAGGACAUGGACAUGGACGAGGAUGACCCCUUCGCUCAUUUUGGGAGACAGUUCGGCUUUCCAGGGGGGAUGAACAAUGGAUUCCCGGGGGAAGGCCGCAGGAGGAGGGGGGCGCCAUCAGAGCGCCUGGGGACCGGUCGAAAGCACCAGGACCCUCCGGUGGUCCACGAGCUGAAGGUAUCACUGGAGGAGAUCUUCCACGGCUGCACAAAGCGCAUGAAGAUCACCCGCCGCAGGCUGAACCCAGACGGCAGGAGCAUGAGGACAGAGGACAAGAUCCUCAACAUUAUCAUCAAGAAGGGCUGGAAGGAGGGGACCAAGAUCACCUUCCCAAAGGAGGGAGACGAGACCCCUGAGAACAUUCCUGCUGACAUAGCCUUUGUGCUUAAAGAUAAAGGGCACGUCCACUUCAAGAGAGACGGUUCCAAUAUAAUUUAUAACUGCAAGAUCAGUCUAAAAGAGGCUUUGUGUGGCUGCACAGUUAGCAUUCCCACACUGGAAAACCGCAUCAUCUCGCUCCCCUGUCACGACAUCAUCAAGCCAGGGACAGUGAAGCGACUCAGAGGGGAAGGCCUGCCAUUCCCCAAGAACCCGUCACAGCGCGGUGACCUCAUUGUGGAGUUUUCAGUCCGUUUCCCCGACAGGAUCCCUCCUCAGUCCAGAGAGAUUAUCAGACAACACCUCCCCCAGUCAUAGGAAGACUCCAUAACCCCACACUCCAGACUAAUUAAAGGCCCAAACCCAGAAAACCAACCCUUAAAACUCCUUCAUCAACUUUUCCUUUAUAUUUUGACCCUCAUCGUAGUAACCCUUCCCACUCCCAGUACCCAUGUCCUGCGUUAAUGCACCAAGCAUUAAACAGACACUGUUGUUUGUAGGGACUUCACAGUGGGAGGAAGAGGGAAGAACGCCAAGACGAAUGGCAGUAUCAGGAUGUAAUUAUUUGUGUUUGUUUUGUCUUUUGGCCCAAACACACACACACACAGACAAACACACACACACACACAAACACACACACACAAGCACCCGAGCAGUGGAGCGGUGCUGAGGAUGGGCUCAGCACAAAUGUGGCUUUUACCGGAACUUCUUUUCUUAACUCAGUUUUUUAUGGAUUUAUCAGUGGUUUUAUAUACUGUCCAACUCUCUGAUCCUCGUCUUUUUGUGAUAGGAUGAAAGCGUGAUAUAUUUUUUAAAAGACACAUUUUUUCCAGGAUUUCCUUUUCCAAAGGAAGUUUCAAAUAGGAAUUAUUUAUUUUUACCUUGAGUGUACCGGCAGCUUCAGUGUGUUCAGUGCAUACCCUAGUUUUAACAUAACACCCCCUCUCCCCACCCACCUUCCUCUCUCAUGCUUUCAGCAUAAUAAAGCAUUGUACUUAAAGUCUGUAGGCCGUUUCCUGUUUAGUAUGAUCUGUCUCCCCAAAAUCAGUUAUAUUAUGAUCCGUGCAAUGCCACAGUACACUUAAAAUCCCACAUUACUCUAAAUAAUAUUAUCAUAUCCCAGCUGCAUUGGAAAACGUGGAAUGACAAUCACAUACUGUAAGAACAGUGUCAGCUUGGAUAAUACAAUCUGCACAUAAUAUGGGUGCUUUCCCUUCUGAGCCGUGUGGCUACUUUGAACUGAAUAGUCUGGCUCGCAGUCUGAGAGACAUUUAGGUGCCUUAGCCCGGUGUCAUACCACACACACAGGUCAUAUAUACAACCAGCCAUGUUCAGUGCACAACGGACACUGCCCUGUGCCGUGUUAGACAUUACCAUUGGGGGCUGGUAAUCUUGGAAAAACAGUAAGUAAGCAAUGAAGUCAAUCUCAAUAAAGUAAAUCUCCAUAAUGUACUGUAUGUGAGCAAGGACAAUAGAUACGUUGAUGAAGACUGAUGAAUUUUGCCAAUGCAUCCCUGUAAAGUGCCGUACAGUAAAGAUUGGACGUCCCAGAGGAAUGCACGCAUGACUUUAAUCAUUCAGUGUAGCUGAAGUCCGUAGUAAAUAGUUGAGAUUCCUCUGGGAAAGCCAGCUUUGUUGUGUAUAUUCUGCUUUCUCUUGUGCCAUUUGAAGGCAAAUGUCUUGGUGCUACUGUGAGCAGUGCCAAAAACAGACCACCUUGGUGUCUGUUUUUUUUGGUUUCAUGGAGUCCUCAGUUUGUGAUUUGAUAACUGCUUCUGUCCUCUGUAACAUCUGUACAUCGAUCUUUGCAUCUGUUUUUUCAAGUAGAAAAUACCCUGUUUAAGAAACAGGUUUUGUAAUAUUGCAGCAGCUGUUCUCUGUGUCAGCUGCAGAGGGCUCCUUUCAGCUCUUCCUACUGUAGUUUAUAGCAAUGAUAAAAUGUAUGUAUGAGUAUGGUUUAUACAGACAGCCCUAGUAGGUCAUAUAUAUAUAUAUAU
Messenger RNA from Thunnus maccoyii (southern bluefin tuna), 3387 nucleotides. RefSeq names its product DnaJ heat shock protein family (Hsp40) member B5 (gene dnajb5). Gene Ontology annotation, molecular function: protein-folding chaperone binding. Bases 602 to 1708 code for a protein of 368 amino acids. Gene Ontology annotation, cellular component: cytosol. The transcript has 4 exons. NCBI's taxonomy places the organism in Eukaryota, Metazoa, Chordata, Actinopteri, Scombriformes, Scombridae. Gene Ontology annotation, biological process: negative regulation of transcription by RNA polymerase II. The record is from RefSeq and is a predicted model, not a curated record.